This is a messenger RNA of Daldinia childiae, 576 nucleotides long. RefSeq names its product Protein UPS2, mitochondrial. Gene Ontology annotation, molecular function: phosphatidic acid transfer activity. Gene Ontology annotation, cellular component: mitochondrial intermembrane space. The transcript has a single exon. Gene Ontology annotation, biological process: phospholipid transport. The record is from RefSeq and is a predicted model, not a curated record. The coding region runs from base 1 to 576 and encodes 191 amino acids. NCBI's taxonomy places the organism in Eukaryota, Fungi, Ascomycota, Sordariomycetes, Xylariales, Hypoxylaceae.
AUGAAGGUCUUUUCCAACACCCACACCUUCAACUACUCCUGGGAAGAAGUAUCUACCGCCAACUGGCGGAAAUACUGCCCUUGGAACGACAAGUCAACUCAUGUCAUAGCCGUCGAUACACUCGCCCGAGAAGUCGAUCCAGCCACCGGCAUAUUACGAACAGAGCGUCUUAUUACCUGUAAGCAAUCAGCACCGGAAUGGCUGAAAUCGAUCAUCGGCUGCAUGGAGACGAGUCAGGUAUUCGAGACAUCCUAUGUUGACCCCGCCGCAAAGACUGUCACUAUGGUAUCGCAGAACAUCACUUGGGCAAAUAUGGUCAACGUUCAAGAGACGGUGGUUUAUCGCCCGCUAGAUGCCCAUAGGACACAAUUUGAGCAGGACGCCCGAAUAACGGCCCUGUGCGGUGGUUGGCAGAGGAUCAAGACUAGUAUCGAAGACAGCCUAGUUACCCGAUUUCGAGAAAACGCGACAAAGGGUAAAGAGGGUUUCGAGUGCGUCCUUGCCAUGAGCCGACGUGUCUUCGCUGAGGAGCGGGAAAAGGAGAGGCUACAAGUUGAAGGCAAGAUGAUGGCGUAG